Messenger RNA from Salvia hispanica, 689 nucleotides. RefSeq names its product large ribosomal subunit protein eL21x/eL21w. Lineage: Eukaryota; Viridiplantae; Streptophyta; Magnoliopsida; Lamiales; Lamiaceae. The record is from RefSeq and is a predicted model, not a curated record. Gene Ontology annotation, molecular function: structural constituent of ribosome. Gene Ontology annotation, biological process: translation. Gene Ontology annotation, cellular component: ribosome.
UUCCCCCAAAACCCUAACACUCAAAUUCAGCUCAAUUCAUCACAACAAUGCCGGCUGGGCACGGAUUGAGAUCGCGUACCAGAGAUUCAUUCUCGCGGGCCUUCAGAAAGAAGGGUCCCACCCAUCUAUCCACCUACCUCCGCACCUACAAAAUCGGCGACUAUGUGGAUGUCAAAGUUAACGGUUCGAUCCACAAAGGCAUGCCCCACAAAUUCUACCAUGGCCGAACCGGCCGGGUCUGGAACGUCACCAAGCGUGCUGUCGGCGUUGAAGUCAACAAGCAGGUUGGGAACAGAAUCAUAAGGAAGAGAAUCCAUGUCCGCAUUGAACAUGUUCAGCAAUCACGAUGCCACGAAGAGGUGAUGCUAAGGAUCAAGAAGAACGAUCAGUUGAAGGCUGAUGCAAAGGCACAGGGUAAAAUCAUCAGCACGAAGAGGCAGCCAGAGGGGCCGAAGCCUGGAUUCAUGGUGGAAGGUGCAACAUUAGAGACUGUAACUCCAAUCCCCUACGAUGUGGUCAAUGAUCUCAAGGGUGGUUACUAAGUGUUUUUUUUUGUUAGAUGUCAUUGCUUCACAGUUUGAUUAUUUUUGUGAUGAGGACAAAGAGUUGGAAAUUGACCGCUCAGACCCUUUUUGAGCCACAUUUUGUCAAAUGUUCAAUGUUAGCUUAUAAAGCUUUAGUUAUUGUGA